Aspergillus luchuensis is the source of this 450-nucleotide messenger RNA. Its product is annotated as protein phosphatase regulator SHP1. Gene Ontology annotation, biological process: autophagosome assembly; membrane fusion; nuclear membrane reassembly. Gene Ontology annotation, cellular component: nucleus; cytosol. The record is from RefSeq and is a predicted model, not a curated record. Bases 1 to 450 code for a protein of 149 amino acids. Gene Ontology annotation, molecular function: ubiquitin binding. The transcript has a single exon. NCBI's taxonomy places the organism in Eukaryota, Fungi, Ascomycota, Eurotiomycetes, Eurotiales, Aspergillaceae.
AUGAAUGUGCAGGCUGGUCAGGAGGUGGACGUGGAAAUCAAACAACAUGACGAGAAAUACGUGAAGCCCAAGCCUAAGUACAAGCCCUUCUCUGGGGCUGGACAGCGCCUCGGCAGCCCCACGCCUGGUGUGAGAGCACCUGCGCCAGCAGCUGCCCCUACUCCCAGUCAGUCCACCGAGCCAGCCAAGCCGGACAUAGAUGAGUCGCAGCCGACGGUGACUCUCCAGAUCCGCCUUGGAGACGGCUCACGGCUCACUUCCCGGUUCAACACCAGCCAUACCAUUGGUGACGUGUACCAGUUUGUGACCGCUGCCAGCCCUAGCAGCCAGUCGCGUCCCUGGGUAUUGAUGACUACGUUCCCCAGCAAGGAUCUCUCCGACAAGAGUGUUGUGCUGGGUGAUAUGGCGGAGUUUAAGCGGGGCGGCGUGGUGGUACAGAAGUGGCAAUAA